This is a messenger RNA of Balaenoptera ricei (Rice's whale), 2105 nucleotides long. It is a transcript of the gene ZNF821, whose product is annotated as zinc finger protein 821. The transcript is spliced from 9 exons. Gene Ontology annotation, molecular function: RNA polymerase II cis-regulatory region sequence-specific DNA binding; DNA-binding transcription factor activity, RNA polymerase II-specific. Gene Ontology annotation, cellular component: nucleus. Bases 571 to 1809 code for a protein of 412 amino acids. Lineage: Eukaryota; Metazoa; Chordata; Mammalia; Artiodactyla; Balaenopteridae. The record is from RefSeq and is a predicted model, not a curated record. Gene Ontology annotation, biological process: regulation of transcription by RNA polymerase II.
AGGGGGGAUAGGAGAGACUCAUGCACGCGCCCCACUCGCUGCGGGUGUGCGAGCAGCGCGCUCCCGCCGCCCGCGUCGCCAUCUUUUCCCCCUCCGUCUGUCUGUCUGCCGUUGGCUUUGUCCGUCUGCAGCGCCGCCCCUGGGCUCCCCGCCACCAGCUCGGCCCGGAGCUGCCCUCUGCCCGCCGGGGCCCAGUCCCGGAGAGUCCCGGCCCAGCCGGCCCGAGCUGCGGCCCAGGGCCCAUUGUCCGGCGGUCCGUCUGUCCGGAGGCGGGGCCCAGGGACCCGGAGCGCCGCGGAGCGCCGAGGCGCCGGAUACAGAUACCUGGGAUUCAGGCGAGUUUACUUUGCUCCGUGGGAACUGCACCAGAGCUGGAGGUCUGAAAAAGAACUGUGUUUGAUAUGCAGAUAUGAUAGAAGACUGCCUGAAAGCUGCUUCCUUUGCCACUUCCUGUGGAGGCCUGUCUUUGCCAUUUGCGGUUUCUUUCUUCUUUUGGUCAGCACCUUGCAAGGAGGUAGUAACAUCCAGUCGUGAAACUGGGAAAAGCCAGAGCUCUUGGAUCAGGGAAACAUGUCCCGUCGGAAACAGACAAAUCCAAAUAAAGUUCACUGGGAUCAAGUAUUUGCUGGGCUAGAAGAGCAAGCCCGCCAGGCGAUGAUGAAAACUGAUUUUCCUGGAGACCUUGGCAGUCAGCGACAAGCUAUCCAACAACUAAGAGAUCAGGACUCCAGUAGCAGUGACAGUGAGGGUGAUGAAGAGGAGACCACACAAGAUGAAGUCUCUUCCCACACAUCAGAGGAAGACGGAGGGGUGGUCAAAGUGGAAAAAGAGUUAGAAAAUGCAGAACAGCCUGUUGGUGGGAACAGUGUGGUAGAGCAUGAGGUCACGGAGAAUUUGAAUUCUGACCCCUUACUUGGACUCUGCCAGUGUCCCCUCUGCCAGCUAGACUGUGGGAGUCGGGGGCAGCUGAUUGCGCAUGUGUACCAGCACACUGCAGCAGUGGUGAGCGCCAAGAGCUACAUGUGUCCUGUCUGUGGCCGGGCCCUUAGCUCCCCCGGGUCAUUGGGUCGCCACCUCUUAAUCCACUCGGAGGACCAGCGGUCUAACUGUGCUGUGUGUGGAGCCCGUUUUACUAGCCAUGCCACGUUUAACAGUGAGAAACUUCCUGAAGUCCUUAAUAUGGAAUCCCUACCGCCAGCCCACAGUGAGGGCCCCUCUAGUGCUGAGGGGAAGGACAUUGCCUUUAGUCCUCCAGUGUACCCUGCUGGAAUUCUGCUUGUGUGCAACAACUGUGCUGCCUACCGGAAACUGCUAGAAGCCCAGACCCCCAGUGUACGCAAGUGGGCCCUGCGUCGACAGAACGAGCCUUUGGAAGUCCGGCUGCAGCGGCUGGAACGAGAGCGCACAGCCAAGAAGAGCCGGCGGGACAAUGAGACCCCCGAGGAGCGGGAGGUAAGGCGCAUGAGGGACCGAGAAGCCAAGCGCCUGCAGCGCAUGCAGGAGACAGACGAGCAGCGGGCACGCCGGCUGCAGCGAGAUCGGGAGGCCAUGAGGCUGAAGCGGGCCAAUGAAACCCCGGAGAAGCGGCAGGCUCGGCUCAUCCGGGAGCGGGAGGCCAAGCGGCUCAAGAGGAGGCUGGAGAAAAUGGACAUGAUGUUGCGAGCUCAGUUUGGCCAGGACCCUUCUGCCAUGGCAGCCUUAGCAGCCGAAAUGAACUUCUUCCAGCUACCUGUGAGUGGGGUGGAGUUGGACAGCCAGCUCCUGGGCAAGAUGGCCUUUGAAGAGCAGAACAGCAGCUCUCUGCACUGAACCACACCCUCCUGCCUGCCUUCCCACUCAGCCGUCCCCAGGGUCCUGUCCUUGCUGCCAGAGGCAGGCCCGAGUUUGGUGCAGGUGGACCUGUGUACCCCUCGCAUAUGGGAGCAGGAAUGAUGGGGUCAGGAGGGACCCAGCUCAAGGCAGCUCUGGAUGAGGGAGGAGGCACUCCAGACACCUCAGCUCCCCAGCCCACUGCUGCAGGGCAUGCGCAUAGGACUCUGGGGCCCCAGUGUGGCCCACGCCCACCCCACGGAGUUGUGAGGGCAAAUAAAUUAAUUUUAUCUUUA